AUGCACCCUACCAUUAUUCUCCAAAACGCUGCUCGGGCUCCUCGUAUCCGAGCUCUUGGCCAGCAUUUUGUCACCCGCUCGGCUGGCCAACCCUCUCGGCUUCCCUCCAUGUCCUCCACAAGGAGCUCAUAUGACUCUUUCGCCGCCUACCGCUCUAGGGCCUAUGAGCAUGGCCCGCUUCACCAGGCAUCUCUCGUGCGCGCCUUAGCUAAUUCACGCUCUGCUGCCUCUGAGAAGUCCCUCAACUCCAGGGGCGGAUGCAUCGACCAUGGCGAUCUCUCCUCACAGACUCACCACCUUCCAUGGACAGAAGCAGAAAUUGACGCUAUAGAAUCUGGCGGUGCUAGCCUCCUCUCCUAA
Molecule: messenger RNA, 360 nt
Organism: Aspergillus oryzae RIB40
Lineage: Eukaryota; Fungi; Ascomycota; Eurotiomycetes; Eurotiales; Aspergillaceae
Product: alpha-ketoglutarate dehydrogenase subunit KGD4
Exons: 2
Coding region: 1-360 (119 amino acids)
Biological process (GO): 2-oxoglutarate metabolic process
Source: RefSeq, a predicted model, not a curated record